Molecule: messenger RNA, 1089 nt
Organism: Penicillium griseofulvum
Lineage: Eukaryota; Fungi; Ascomycota; Eurotiomycetes; Eurotiales; Aspergillaceae
Product: protein N-lysine methyltransferase family protein
Exons: 2
Coding region: 1-1089 (362 amino acids)
Source: RefSeq, a predicted model, not a curated record
AUGGUCUACUAUGUUCGGUUCUUGAAAACCCCAAGGAUCCAGCAGCAGAAAGGGUCCAUCUACCUCUCCGCUCUUAUCUGCAUCACCACUGAUUUGGGAGACUGUUUUUUCGCUGAAGAUGUUGAUUUGAUGGUGAUAGCCCGUGACCAUUCCUCUCGGGCCCUGUUUGAGAAAACGAUAAAAUGGAAUGCCAGUAAUCGCGAACUUGCUAUUACAUUGGGUCCUCUCCCAUCCAAUCUGGCCCAGCAGUCCAUGGUGUUGACGGUUCAAGUGCCGAACCUACCAGGAUAUUCUGUAUCCCAGUAUCCUCUCAUACCAUUAGUGGUUGGUGCAACAAGUGCUCCAUUUGGGUCUCGAUCUGUGCCAGCGGAGAAGCUGGUUCAACGACAGAUUCAAUACAGCGGCAAAGCAGUUCCCAUACAAAUAUGGGAAGAGACAGGAAAUAGCAUUGCUCGACACAUAUGGGAUGCGGGCCUCGCAACAGUUACAUAUCUUCACAUGAUCUGUGAUAAUAUAAAGACGGCCCGUAAUGGCAGCCAAGGAACUGAACCUAAAAUACCAGCUUUGAAACACGUCCUAUCCAUCGACCGCAGCCAGCCUCUUCAGGUCGUUGAACUAGGUGCCGGAUGUGGGAUAGUGGGAAUUGCAUUGGCAACAAUGCUUCCCAACUGUUCGGUCAUACUCACGGACCUCCCUGAGGUCGAGGACAUAGUAACACGCAAUAUUAAUGCUGCCCAACUCGCAGCCACGUCCAGUCUUCGCUAUCAAAACCUCGACUGGGACGACCCACCAGAUGAGCUCUGUCCCCGGCCCAUUGAGCUCAUUCUUGUCUCUGAUUGCACCUACAAUGCAGACAGCCUGCCAGCGCUAGUGUCUACGCUCGAUCGAUUGGUUCGGACAUCUUCGGAGGCAAUCAUUUUGGUGGCUUUGAAAAGACGACAUGACAGCGAAACGGUGUUUUUCGACUUGAUGCGGUCGGCGGGAUUUACGGCGGUGCAGGACAGCGUCGAGAUCCCCUCGCAACACGAUGAUGUGGAUGAGAUUGAGUUUUACUGCUACAGUCGAUCAACCGGGGGAAAUAGCAUAUAG